AUGGACAAACAGAUGGUCUCCACGUUCAUGGAGAUCACGUCCUGCGAGUCACAGGCGCACGCCGUGCAGCACCUCGGCUCGUGCCGCUGGAACCUCGACGAUGCGAUCAAUAUCUACUUCAGCACCGGCGGCCCCUCAGGUGCGCCGGCCCCGAUCUUGCCCGAGGAGGAGGUGUUGAUUGAGGAGAAGGAGGAGGAAAACGACGACCACCACGUUGAAGCGACCGGGUGGGGAGAGGGAGACGCGGAACCCGGCGAGAUUGAGCCGACCGGGUGGGGUGAAGCGGAGCCCGGCUAUGGCGGGCAAGCCGGAGGGGAAAACGUGGACGACGGCCGCAUGGGCGGCAGCAACGAAGACGACAACGAUCAGUGCAGCAAUAUAAGCUACAGUGACAACGAGAUGAGCGACGACGGCUACGGGACCGACAUGGAAGAAGACGACUACUCCUACUACGACGCGUCUCUAGCGGAGGACGGCACAGAGGAGGGCGGGGAGCAGCCGCAGCCGGCGCGGCGGCCGCAACAGAACUCGCUGGCGGAGAUGUACCGGCCCCCGUUCGACCUGAUGUGCGACGGGUCCUUCCACGACGCCAAGGUGCGCGCGGCGAGGGAGGACCAGUUCCUGCUCGUCAACCUCCAGACCCGCAGCGGCGCCGGCGACUUCCAGUCGCAGCUGCACAACCGCGACCUGUGGUCGGACGAGCGGGUCAAGAACGUGGUCAGGGGCGGCUUCGUCUUCUUCCUGGUCCAGAAGAGGAGCAGCUACCUGCACCUGGACGAGUGCGCCAAGGUGGCCUCGUUCUACAAGCUUGAAGACGACCAGCUGCCCGCCGUGCUCGUCCUGGAUCCCAUCACGGGGCAGCUGCUGGACAAGCGGAGCGGCGCCAUGACGCCUGACGAGUUCAUGGAGUACGUCGACGGGUACACGAAAUCCAAACCGAGCACGAUGUCCAUGCCCAAGUUCGUCCAGAGAACCUCCGCCGCGCCUGCGGUUGCGGGCGGCGGGCAGGAACGGCUGGCACCGCCUGCAUCCGCCGCUGCAGCCGUCGAACAAGAGCCGGCAGCGCCAGAGAUCUCUGCACCUGCCGAUGCCAGCUGCAGCGAGCAAGAACCAGCUGUACCUGUGGCCGAGACCGACGCGCCCGCCGCCGCCGCCGACGAGCUCAUGGAAGGCGAGAAGAUGUACAAGGUGAGGAUCAGGUUCCCCGACGGCACCACCGUCGCCAAGGAGUUCGGCUGCAGGCGGAGGGUGGUGUCGCUCUUCGCGUUCUGCAGGUUGGCCGGGCACGGGCACGGCGGAGGGGAGGCGGAGGAACAGCACAAGGCGUUCCGCAUCAUGCGGUUCGCCCGCGGCGGCUUCGAGGCGCUGCAGGGCGGUGGCGGCGCGACGUUUGAAGAUUUGGGGCUGAACAAUGCGGCCGUGUCGGUUGUUUUCGAUGCGUAG
Molecule: messenger RNA, 1443 nt
Organism: Panicum virgatum (switchgrass)
Lineage: Eukaryota; Viridiplantae; Streptophyta; Magnoliopsida; Poales; Poaceae
Product: plant UBX domain-containing protein 7-like
Exons: 1
Coding region: 1-1443 (480 amino acids)
Biological process (GO): proteasome-mediated ubiquitin-dependent protein catabolic process
Cellular component (GO): nucleus
Molecular function (GO): ubiquitin binding
Source: RefSeq, a predicted model, not a curated record